Molecule: messenger RNA, 4552 nt
Organism: Cydia pomonella (codling moth)
Lineage: Eukaryota; Metazoa; Arthropoda; Insecta; Lepidoptera; Tortricidae
Gene: rib
Product: protein bric-a-brac 2
Exons: 2
Coding region: 1007-2494 (495 amino acids)
Biological process (GO): regulation of transcription by RNA polymerase II
Cellular component (GO): nucleus
Molecular function (GO): protein binding; DNA binding
Source: RefSeq, a predicted model, not a curated record
UAGUAGCAUUAACGCUAUUAACCGAAAGUAAAAUUAAACAGAUAGUUUGGGUGGAUAAUAGAACCCAAAUUUGUGGCAUUCGACGGAAGUUUCAACUGACAAAAAAUAUUGCACACACCGUGUUCUAUUUUUGAGUGCAUUUCGCGCUAUUUUGGCGUUCCCUCCGUAGGCAUGUGUCAAUGACCCCGUUUGGCGGCGUUGUUCACGCAGUUUUGGGGAUUUUGGGGCGAUCUAUGAAGAGCGGCGUAAUAACGUGCGGGCACAAAGGUAUAUAACGGCUGCAUUGCAGAAACAGGAAUUUGAUUUCAUUUAUGGCCUUGGACUUAGGUAUAAGAUUUUUUUUAUAUUUAUGAUCAUUGCUCCAUUAUAGUUAAAGAUUACGCAUUAUAUUUUUCUUUUCAUUGGCCUUCGCGUUUUUUCAUUAAAUAUAAAAAUGCACAUGGCAUUCUAAUUAGAUUUUUAUGAUAAUUAAUGAAACGAACUAAAUUCACUCCAACGGCUCGAUGCAAAGCUUAGCGUUAGCAUACGAAGGCUAGGCGAGGCAACGAUUUUUUUUAUCGGCAUAUUCUAUCGUCUCGACGACGGCGCGCAUCGCGGCGCGCACACAACUGUGAAGGCAAGUAAUAUGCGCUCGCGCACUCACGCACACUCUCGCGCGCGCCCUCCUCAGCGCGCUGCAAUUCGUCGGUCGCGCCGCGCCGCCGCCCCGCGCCGUCGCACGCAAUUGCACUGCACUCCGGGCUCCGUGCGUAAAAAGCGCACGCAGGAGCCGCGGGGGCCGGGGCGGAGGCCCGCGGCCCGCGCGGCUGCACUCGACCCAACAGUCUCUACUAGACGCUCGCAAGAGCACACCGCCCCCACACAGGGCGUUCUUCGCGCGAAAACAACCCCCGAAGUGUUAUAAACUUUUGAAGUGCCGGUGCUGUUUCCCAUGAGUUUUCCGACAAUAACAAUCGCAAUUGGCCUGUAAUAUCGGAUUAUUAACGAGGAAUCACAAUUCCGAAAAAUGGGUAGCAGCGAAGGACAGCAGACUUUCUGUCUGAAAUGGAACCACCACAAAACAAACCUCGUGGAAAUCCUCGAAGCCUUGAUUAAAGUAGAGACCUAUGUGGACUGCACACUGGUUGUCGAUGACCAGGUGACCUUCAAGGCGCAUCGAGUGGUCCUUGCGGCCAAUUCGCCUUACUUUCAGUCAAUCUUAGCUGAUGUUCCGAUGGAUCACUGCAGCAUCCUCUUCCCGGGGGUGAAAGAUUUCGAAAUGCGCGCGCUCCUGGAGUACAUGUACACGGGAGAAGUGAAUGUGACGCAGGCGCAUAUCCCACGCAUCAUGAAAGUCGCGGAACAGCUUGAGGUUAAAGGUCUGUUCGAUAUGACGGAGCUACGCCGGCGGCCUGGCGAGCGCACCCCCGCCGCGUCACCGCCGCGCGUGGUGCCCGCCGCGCCUUCCAGCGUGUCCCCGCCGGCGCCCGCGCCGCCCACGCGCUGGCCGCCACCACCUACACCGCCCGUCCUUUCUGCCGCGUAUGACUCUGUGGAUAUGAACCCCCUCAAGCGCAAGAAACUGUCUAGUAUAAUGGCCACCCGUGACACCCCCAUCCUAAGGAACGUUCUCGCUCAGACUACACCGCCUGACUCCUCCCAACCUGUAUCUCUUGUUUGUCAUCCGGUAAAUCAACACGCGCCUCCUCGUCUUCAUUCCAACGGUUCCGCUCAUGAUUCUGAACGUGCUGCUAGUCCUCAACGCCCCUUCGACUACCGCCCUCGCAGACUAUCUUCUCGUGCCUCAUCUCCACAUUUCAAUAGAUCAGAUCGUUCAGAAGACGCUCACUCCCCUUACACCGAGCGUUCUUUUGAAGAGGAACACCCUCGCUCAUUCCAUCCUUCUCCCCCACCUCCAAACUUCCAACAAGAUGUUCGGGCCGGAUUAGCGCCGUAUGUCCCCCCGCAACAGAAACCAGAAUGGAAACGAUAUAAACAAUAUACUAGAUCUGACAUUAUGUCCGCAAUAGAAUGUGUCAGAAAUGGAAUGAGUGCUCUACAAGCGUCACGAAAAUAUGGCGUGCCUUCACGUACGUUGUAUGAUAAAGUGAAAAAACUCGGCAUAACUACAAGUAGACCUAUGAGCCGCGGCGUCAAGAGGGAGUCAAAUGGCGCCGCGUUUCCAUAUGGUUUAAGCGGUACUGGUGGUGUUGAUGAGGGAUCGCCCGCUACACCAUUAAUUGACCCGUCUUUCUUGCAACAAGCAUUAGAAGGAGCGACCAGAGAUGGCGGACGCGAGGCACUUCACGCAAUGGCUCUAGCUGCCGCUGCGCACGCCGCCUUAGCUCCGCGUACACCCCCGAAGGCCGAACCGCUAUCACCGCGAUCGCCGCUCCCUGAUGACGACCAUGUGGAGGAUCUUUCGGUUUCACGUCGCCGCGAUCCUGAUCCACCAUCUGGUGUCAUCGUGCCACCUCGAAACUUUGCACUAGAUUGCAGUAGUGAGCGAGAUUGAGUCAGAUGGGACGCGGUAACAUGGAAAAAAGACUGACUUUAGGCGUACAAGAUUAUGAAUUAAGGCACUUAUUUGGUAGGCUACUGGUAGGACGCGCCGCGCGCGCAUGCCACGCUGACCGGGAGCUCCGGCCGGGCGAUUGCAAUGGGCCCCGCGGCCAAUUUCAUUCUACCUCUCUUCUUUUCUAUUUAUUUCUUUGCCAUAUCCCGAUAGCGAAAUCAAAUUUCCGUUGGUCGGUAGGCGUAUCCUUUUGUGAUUUUUUGUUUAUUUCUUCUUUCGUUUUUUUUAUGUUUUAUAACAUUUACGUCUUUGUUAAUCAAUAACGAACUAGGCUAGCUUUAAAUAUAAAUUAGUAAUGGUUGUUCUUAGUUGGAUUGGUAACCGUGUAGGGCCGCAGGGCAGGGAGGCAGUGCGUCGGCCCUGCCGCUGCGCUUCGGGCGGGUCUGCCCCGCCUAGACGAGUUAUUGUGCAAUUUUGUUGUCCGCGACUGUGAUGUUUAUAGACUGAAACGCCACCACUACCUCACGCUCGCUACACUCAGCUCUAGUCCACCGCGCCGCGGUCUCCGCGAGCUCAACUCGCCUCGCCACCUACCAGGAGACCAUAAGCACGAGGCGCUCGCGCCUCGCGUUUUGUGCGGCUAGGUAUGUGACGCUUGUCACUGCGAAAAGCGACGUACCUACAUAAUAUAUUUACUAUUUAAAUACAUAAAAUCCUAUGUUACGGGUAGAUUAAUUAUUAUACUGUUUGUCGAUUUGCCAUAAAUGUUCAUUGUUGAUACAUAGAGUUGUGUGCUCACUAUAUAAAUCAUUAGUAAUAUUUUUCUGCACUAGCACGGUCGUUCUUCUAGUUCUAAGAAGUCGAUUUACUUAUAAGAAUGCUCAAUGUCGUAUUUUUAAUAAAAUUUCUCUAAUCUACCUAACUGUUAUUGAGAUUUGCUAUAAUGAAAACAUAGAACAGUACCUACUUGCCUAUACUAUUGAAAGUAUUUUUUCUGGAAUUUAGUAAAUUACCAUAAUUAUCUGCCUAGCGUAGCGUUCCAUGUCUUUAAAAAUCUUAUCAGAGUUACAGAAACACUUAACAGUUAUACGUUAUUUCUAUAAAAAAAAAUCUAAAUAUUAUGUGUUAAUUUGUCAUAUAAUUAAGUUAAUUAUUACACUUUACUUAUUUUAAUUGGAAGACUGAUUUGUUAAUUUAGUCUAGUUUGAAAAUGCCAUAGAUUUGUACUACCUUAUCUACCUUAGUAUUGCAUAGUUGCAUACGAACCUAUUAUAAGUUGAAUCACGUAGAGUGUCGAGCCUUCUCCAGGCCUCACGGUGUUGUGCCUUUGUUUGUUGUAUUCUGUAGUAUGUUAGGACAUUCCAGUAGGUGCACUUUGUGCUCUAUUAAGUUUCAUUUCGAGCACUAGACUUCGUCAAACACGAAAACUCAGAGUUUAAAACUCUAUGCCUAUACCUAGUGUGGAGUCAUGCAAUUGCACGUUUGCUAGUGCAAUGAUAUGCACAUAAAUCACAUGACUCAAAUAAUUUCUAAAAUUUCAAUUGUUUUAAACUUGGGCGAAAGAAAUAUUGUAUAAGGUUAGCAGGAUAAUAUACCUCAUAAUUUUGUUAGUUUGAAUCAGAUGUUAUCCUCUUACCAACUUAGGUAUUAUAGUAUAAAAACCAACUUUUGUGCCUAUACUAUCCUUAUUAAUAAUGUUUAGUUACGAUGUUAUGUAGAAAUAGGUAACCUACCUACAUUUUUAGUCGUGAAUGCAAAAAUGAGUCAUUUCCAAGCAAACAGUCCCACUUUGUCGCUUGCCAUAAGGAUGUUUUGACAGAUUAUUCGUAUAAAGAUACAAGCAAAUCUCGUCCUUAUGGUAAGCGACGAAGUGGGACCUUUGACUAGACUUCGACAUAAUUAUCUUGUAUGUAGGUGUACCUUACAUGUAGUUAAAUAUGUAUCUACAUUAUGUAUAUUAGAUCGAGUUUGUUCUCUCGUACCUUCAUAUUUAAGUAAGAACUCUAUAUUUACAAAUAAUAUAAUGUUAUAAAUAUAAAAUAAACGUUUAAUAUGUCA